Molecule: messenger RNA, 5070 nt
Organism: Corythoichthys intestinalis (scribbled pipefish)
Lineage: Eukaryota; Metazoa; Chordata; Actinopteri; Syngnathiformes; Syngnathidae
Product: glutamate receptor ionotropic, kainate 2-like
Exons: 17
Coding region: 428-3244 (938 amino acids)
Biological process (GO): synaptic transmission, glutamatergic; modulation of chemical synaptic transmission; monoatomic ion transport
Cellular component (GO): plasma membrane; kainate selective glutamate receptor complex; presynaptic membrane
Molecular function (GO): kainate selective glutamate receptor activity; transmitter-gated monoatomic ion channel activity involved in regulation of postsynaptic membrane potential
Source: RefSeq, a predicted model, not a curated record
CUCUACUUCCCAUGCGUUCUCCCUCUGCCUCGAAGCCGUGCGGCAGUGCAGCGGCAGCUCACAUCGCAGCUUGACACGCUCCAGCUCUUUCUUCUUCUGAAGCUGUCCGUCUCUCUCCCCAGAUGAAUUUCUUUAAACUGUUCCCCGCCUAACACGGAUGCCCUUUCCAGACACCUACCAUUUUCUCCAUUAUCACCAUCAGCAUACCUUUUCUCAGCCAGGGACUACUAUAUUUUCUUGGUGCAGUGAGCUAUACUCGCGGUAUUUCUUGUCUCUCUCUCUCUCUCUUUUUUUUUUUUUUUUUUUUUUUAAAUAACUUAUGGAUGUACGGAAGCAGUCGCCCAACCUGCUGGAGUGAAAAAAGGAAACAUACAACUGGGAAAUACAACGAUUCGGGGAAUAACCACACCGCACAAUCAGUGUGAAGAUGGUCCCUUAUCUGAUAUUUAGAUGCAGGGUGCUACCGCUGCUUUUACAGUGUGUGAGAUAUUCUCACGGGAUGCCACAUGUUCUGAGAUUCGGAGGGAUAUUUGAGUCCAUCGAAAGCGGCCCAUCGGGUGCUGAAGAACUAGCCUUUAAAUUUGCUUUAAACACAAUCAACAGAAACAGAACGCUACUGCCAAACACUACUCUUACUUAUGACAUCCAAAGGAUAAACAUCUAUGACAGCUUCGAGUCCUCCAGAAAAGCCUGUGACCAGCUUUCUCUUGGAGUGGCAGCUAUAUUUGGUCCUUCUCACAGUUCUUCAGCCAAUGCCGUCCAGUCGAUCUGUAAUGCAUUGGGAGUGCCUCAUAUCCAGACUAAGUGGAAGCACCAGGUUUCAGACAACAAAGACAUCUUCUACGUCAGCCUGUAUCCAGACUUCUCAUCCUUAAGCAGAGCGAUCCUGGACUUGGUGCACUUCUUCAAGUGGAAGACAGUCACAGUUGUUUAUGAUGACAGCACUGGUUUGAUUCGAUUGCAAGAACUUAUAAAGGCUCCAUCACGCUACAGCAUUCGAUUAAAGAUCCGGCAGCUUCCUGCAGAGAACAAAGAUGCUAAACCAUUAUUGAAGGAGAUGAAGAGAGGGAAGGAGUUUCGCAUCAUCUUUGACUGUAGACAUGAAAUGGCUGCUGGGAUUCUAAAACAGGCUCUUGCCAUGGGAAUGAUGACAGAAUACUACCACUAUAUAUUUACCACACUGGAUCUAUUUGCCCUUGAUGUGGAGCCUUACCGGUACAGUGGUGUAAACAUGACUGGCUUUAGGAUUCUCAACACUGAGAAUAGCCAGGUGGCAUCCAUCGUAGAGAAAUGGUCCAUGGAACGACUUCAGGCUCCCCCUAAGCCUGAUUCUGGUCUCUUGGAUGGCUUCAUGACAACGGAUGCUGCACUAAUGUACGAUGCUGUGCAUGUGGUGGCCGUGGCUGUGCAGCAGUCUCAGCAGAUCACCGUCAGCUCAUUACAGUGUAACCGACAUAAGCCUUGGCGAUUUGGGAACCGAUUCAUGGCCCUCAUCAAAGAGGCCCACUGGGAUGGCCUGACUGGAAGAAUAACUUUCAACCAGACCAAUGGCUUAAGGACCGAUUUUGACCUUGAUGUUAUCAGCCUGAAGGAAGAGGGGCUAGAGAAGAUUGGCACCUGGGACCCUUCAAGUGGCCUUAACAUGACUGAUAACCAGAGAGAGGAGACAACUAACAUAUCAGAUUCUUUAUCCAACCGUUCCCUCAUCAUUUCAACAAUACUGGAGGAGCCAUAUGUGAUGUUCAAGAAAUCUAAUAAGCCUCUGUAUGGGAAUGACCGCUUCGAAGGCUACUGCGUUGAGCUCCUGAGAGAGCUCUCCAACAUUUUGGCCUUUACCUAUGAAAUUCGCCUGGUGGAAGACGGAAAAUACGGGGCCCAGGAAGAAAACACAGGCCAGUGGAAUGGCAUGGUGAAAGAAUUAAUUGACCAUAAAGCGGAUCUGGCUGUGGCACCCCUUGCCAUCACAUAUUUGCGUGAGAAAGUUAUUGACUUCUCCAAGCCCUUCAUGACACUGGGUAUAAGUAUACUCUACCACAAGCCGAACGGAACUAACCAAGGGGUCUUCUCCUUCCUCAACCCCCUCUCGCCUGAUAUCUGGAUGUAUAUUCUGCUGGCUUACUUGGGGGUCAGUUGUGUGCUGUUUGUCAUAGCCAGGUUCAGUCCCUACGAAUGGUAUAACCCCCACCCUUGCAAUCCUGACUCGGAUGUGGUGGAAAACAAUUUCACCCUGCUAAAUAGUUUCUGGUUUGGAGUUGGAGCGCUCAUGCAGCAAGGAUCUGAACUCAUGCCGAAAGCCAUCUCCACUAGAAUUGUAGGAGGAAUCUGGUGGUUUUUUACCCUCAUCAUCAUUUCCUCCUACACGGCAAACCUUGCAGCUUUCCUCACUGUGGAGAGGAUGGAGUCGCCUAUUGAUUCGGCUGAUGACCUGGCCAAGCAGACCAAGAUAGAGUACGGAGUGGUAGAGGAUGGUGCUACAAUGACUUUCUUCAAGAAAUCCAAGAUUUCCACAUAUGAUAAAAUGUGGGAAUUCAUGAGCAGUAGGCGGCAUUCUGUGAUGGUGAAUAAUGUUAAAGAAGGAAUUCACCGAGUACUCACCACAGACUAUGCUUUCCUCAUGGAGUCAACAAGUAUUGAGUUUGCCACACAACGCAACUGCAACCUCACCCAGAUUGGGGGCCUUAUUGACUCACAAGCCUAUGGGGUUGGAACUCCAAUGGGAUCUCCAUACAGAGACAAGAUCACUAUAGCCAUUCUGCAGCUUCAGGAAGAAGGCAAGCUUCAUAUGAUGAAGGAGAAGUGGUGGCGAGGAAACGGUUGUCCAGAAGAGGACAUUAAGGAGGCCAGUGCCCUUGGUGUCCAGAACAUUGGCGGAAUUUUCAUUGUUUUAGCUGCUGGACUUGUCCUCUCCAUAUUCGUGGCAGUAGGAGAGCUCUUCUACAAGUCCAAGCAACACGCUGAACUUGAAAAGGCCCAAUGGCGACAACGAGAUAAGAAACAAGUCCUUCUGCAGUGUCAUGGUAGACGAACUGAGGGUGUCACUGAAGUUUCAGCGCAGGUUCAAACACAAGCCUCGGCCACCCGUCAAGGUGAAAACGGCGGCGGUUAUCAACACGCACACCUCCAACGAUCACAGACUGCCAGGGAAAGAGACCAUAGCAUGAAAUGGGAAUCACUUUCUCACCCUCACCUCUUCAAUGACAAUGCAAGUCGAAAUACUUGGGAGAAUCGCAGUGGAAAUUGGUGAAUGGGACGUGGGUUAUUUUUCACAAACACAGGAGAUGCUUGAGACUAUAUUGACAAAGACAUCGACAUUCUUAUUAUAGAUACACUUGGAUUCAAUAAUAUUUCCUAUGGAAAUAACUUGAAUCCAGGGGGAUUUUCCGCAAUCACAAAUAAUUAUUCUUACCACAAUAACAGGGCACAAAGUAAAGGACGUCGUGUUUUCAAGCUUGAAAAAAAGAAAAAUCUUUAGCUGCCUGCAAAGUGGAACAUUAACAUGUGUACCAUAAUAUCAGGUUGCAAAGAGAGACUCAGAACAAACAAUAAUGGUUUGUUUGUUUGUCUGUCUUAAACAUGAAUAUCUAGAUAGCAAAAUAUGUAUAAAUCAAGAUUUAAAAAAUGUUAGGUAAGAAAUAAUGAAUAAAAGUUAAAAAUUUGAACAGAAAGCACUAAGCCUAAGUACGUUGAAUCAACGUUGUGUUUUCAACCAUGACACAAUAUCAACAUUUAUUCAACCAUCCAAAUAGCAUAGUGGUUUCUUAUCAACUUUGAAUUUUUGAUGUACAGUGAUCCCUCGCUACUUCGCACUUCAAACUUCACGCCCUCAGUCAACCGCAGAUUUUUUAAAUAAAUAAAUGCAAUAUUUUAUAGAGCUGUCUCGAGCUAAUCACGUAAUCUCUCGCUCAUGCCACUUUUCAUGGUCAGGCAGUGCACUGGAGUUGCUUAUUAAAGUUAACGAUGAUUGACAGAUGGUUAAAGUUUGAUCUUGCCAGAUACGCUUACUUCAAAGCGCUGCAUGCGUCAAUCAUCGUUUAACUUGUUAAACAGUUGGUGUGGCAACUCAUUGUAAGUGAGCGGAUUUAAGUGGACUCACUUAAUGAAGCAUUUAAUAAAAGUGUCUUUUCUGUCAGUUUUGUCAGUGUGUGUCUGGUCCUCAAGCUUUGAUUUUGUUUUAUACUGUUAAUUGAGAAAAAAAUAACAAUCAGGCAAUAGAAAUCAUUUGUUUGUGUUUACAAUUAUUCACAAUUUUAUUCUUUAAAUAUAGUGGGUGGGAAGGAUGCAGAAAUACUAUAUAAUCAAAGGAUGCAUUGUUGAAGGCCAAAAUAGCAAGCUACUAUUUUGCAUAUAUUGUAUAGUUGUGUUCAAACUUUAUUCAACCCCCACAGUAGAUAAGUGUUUUUGCAAGUUUGACAUUUAUUUUUCAUCUUGUUCAUAAUCACAUUAAAUAAUGACAUGUCAAAUAGACAAAUAGAACUAAAAUAACAAAAAUAUUUUUGGGAAUUUUCCAAUUUAUGGCCUUUCUGGUGUUACUUCAUUGACAAAAUAUUCAACCCCUUAUGUAUGUCUAACUUUAGUUCUCAGUACAACAUCCUUUGCAACAAUAACAUCCGUUAGACGUGAAGAGUUUCUUGCAGAUAUCCACAGGUAUCUUUGCCCAUUCCUCAUGGGCAAAGGCCUCCAGUUUAUUAACAUUUUUAGGCUUGCAUUCUGCAACUGCCUUCAAGUAUCACCAGAGAUUUUCAAUGGGAUUUAAGUCUGGUGAGUGCGAUGGCCACUCCAGAAUCUUCCAGCACUUCUUUGGCAACCAAGAUGUGGUAGAUGUUGAGGUAUGCUUAGAAUCAUUGUCCUGUUGGAAGGUCCAACCUCACCCAAGCCUCAGCUUUGUCAAUGACUGCAUAACAUUUUCAUCCAAGAUCUCCUGGUAUUGAACUGAAUUCGUAAUACCUUGCACGCGCUGAAGAUUCCCUGUACCUGAAAAAGCAAAACAAACAAACAUGAAAAACACGAACAUAACUGACUCCACACUGUGCUUCACAGUAGAUAGGGUGUUCUUUUCUUUAUAGGGAUCAU